Messenger RNA from Microthlaspi erraticum, 2250 nucleotides. The record is from the annotation of a GenBank genome assembly. NCBI's taxonomy places the organism in Eukaryota, Viridiplantae, Streptophyta, Magnoliopsida, Brassicales, Brassicaceae.
AUGACGGUUUUCUCCGGCAGACAAAUCGUUCCGAUGAAUUACGAGACAGAGGCAUCACAGCGGCUUCUGGAUGCUAUCAUAAACGGCGAUAUCAGAACGGCGUCGGAUUACGUCUCCGAUCCGCUCGUCGACGUUAAUUUCGUCGGCGCCGUCAGCUUAAAGACGAGGAGGAGCGAGGUCGUGCUCCGUGACGAGUCCGCCAGCGAAAUCCGAGUGGAGUACGAGGAGUUCAAAACUGAUGUAACCGCCCUGUUCCUCGCCGUUAAUUUCGGAAACGUAGCUCUCGUGAAGAAGUUACUCAACGUUGGAGCUGAUGUGAACCAGAAGCUCGUUAGAGGAUUUGCAACUACUGUAGCUGUAAGGGAAGGUCAUUUCGAGGUACUUGAGAUUCUACUCAAAGCCGGUGCUUCUCAGCCCGCUUGUGAGGAAGCUCUAGUAGGAGCGAGCUGUCACGGACGCUCGAGGUUCGCGGAGCUGCUCAUGGGAACUGAUCUUAUUCGUCCUCAGGUCGCAGUGCACGCUCUAGCCACUGCUUGUUGCAAAGGCUUUGUGAAAGUUGUAGAGACCUUGCUCAGAUGCGGAGUAAAUGCUAAUUCAACCGAUAGGCUUCUGCUCCAAUCUUCAAAACCUUCUCUCUACACAAAUGUGGACUGUACAGCUCUUGUUGCUGCCAUUGUCCAUAGGCAGGUCUCGGUCGUCCGCUUGCUACUGCAGGCUGGUGUGAAGACAGAUAUCAUGGUGAGGCUUGGAGCAUGGUCAUGGGACACUAACACUGGAGAAGAGUUUCGUGUGGGAGCUGGAGUAGCUGAGCCGUACCCUCUAACCUGGUGUGCUGUAGAAUACUUUGAAACCAGUGGCGACAUUUUGCGUCUGCUGCUCAAAGUCCAAUCUCCAAACACUCCUCACAACAGUCGGACUAUGCUCCACCAUGCCGUCCUCUGCGGUAACCAGGCAGCUGUCAGAGUCCUCCUCAACUGUGGAGCUGAUCCUGAAACUCCUAUUAAGACUUCACGAGGCACUGAAUUCCGACCAAUUCAUAUUGCUGCACGUUGUGGAUCAGUGGAGAUUGUACAACAACUCGUUGGCUUUGGCUGCGAUAUUAACUCAAAGACUGAUGCUGGGGACACGGCUCUGCUGAUCUCAGCAAUACACAAACAUACAGCAUUGGUAAAGGUUCUUGUCCUCGCUGGUGCUGAUUUCGGCUUAGUGAACAAGUUUGGCCACUCUGUUCUCUCGAUCGCUGGAUCAAACAAGUGGUCUCUCGGAUUACAACGAGUGAUUCUUGAACUGAUCCGGUUCGGAUGUGUUCCACAUUCAAGCAACGCUUCGAUUUUCUCGCCUUUGCUUUACGUGGCUCAAGCAGGAGACGCCGAGGCGCUUAAAUCUCUUGUGAGAGCUCAAGAAACCUUCCUAGACUAUCAAGACGAGGAUGGCUUCUCAGCUGCAAUGCUAGCGGCCAUGAAUGGCCACGUCGAAGUGUUUAGAGUCUUGGUCUACGCAGGGGCAGACGUGAAGCUAAUCAACAAAUGCGGCGACACAGUGGUUUCUCUGUCGGAGAAGAACGGUAACCGGGACAUGAUCGAGAAGGUGAUGCUCGAGUUUGCUCUGGAGAAGGACAACAGGAACAUGGCUGGCUUCUACGCUCUACACUGCGCUGCAAGGCGUGGAGACGUGGAAGCGGUGAAGCUUCUGAGUGGGAAAGGAUACGGUCUGGACACACCGGAUGGAGACGGCUACACUCCGCUGAUGCUUGCGGCCAUAGAAGGCCAUGGAUAUAUGUGCGCUUUCCUAAUCUCCCGCGGCGCAAACUGCAAUGCUAAGAACGGAGGAGGGAUGAUGCUGGUGGAUAUGGCGGUUGGUGAUGCGGAGGAGGUGAUCCGCAACGAGUUGUCUCGGAGGUUUGUGGUAAAGGGGAGCAGUGUGAUGAAAUACACCAAGGGAGGGAAAGGGAAGAAGCAUGGGAAGGGAUUGAGAAUGUUGGAAUCAAGUGGAGUACUAAGUUGGGGGAAGUCAAGGAAGAGAAACGUGGUGUGCAAGGAAGUAGAGAUUGGAAUGAGUCAGCGGUUCAUGAGGAACCGGAAGGGGAAAGGCGAUGCAGCGCAGGAGGAAGAAGGGGUUUUCAGGGUAGUGACUACAGAGAACAAAGAAGUUCAUUUUGUGUGUGAAGGUGGAUUGGUGGCUGCAGAGAUGUGGGUGAGAGGAAUAAGACUUGUGACCAGGGAGACUAUUUGUGGGCGAACUCAGAAUUAG